AUGCCGCUUUCUCUUACCAAAGGCAAACCUAAUUGGGUUUCAUUUUGUUCUUAUCUUAUAUAAUAAUACUUACCUCUCUUUCUCUCUCUCUCUCUCUCUUUCCAUAUAUAGCAGUAGAGCCAAAGCUUAAAGCUUUUAUCAUAUUCAUUUUUGGAUUUUGAGAUCAAAUGGAAGAAAUUGAAGUACCAAAAUAUUUCAUGUGUCCUAUAUCGCUUCAGAUAAUGAGAGACCCAGUUACGACAAUCACAGGCAUAACAUACGACAGAGAAAGCAUUGAGAAGUGGCUCUCAACGACAUUAGUUAUUACUUCAUCAUCAUCAAACGACACGAUUACGUGUCCAGUUACGAAGCUACCUUUGCCGAGAGAUUCUGAUCUCACACCCAACCACACCCUUCGACGCCUCAUCCAAGCUUGGUGCACCAUAAACGCCUGCAACGGAGUGGAUCGGAUUCCCACCCCGACACCGCUUUUAGACAAGAGGCAAGUUCUUAAGCUUUUGAGAGAAUUAGUUGGGGCUAACAAUAACAAGUUUAUCAUAACAUUGAAGAAAAUAGUAGCUCUUGCCGAGCAGAAUGAGAGGAACAGGAGGCUCAUGGUGGAAGGUGGUGUAAACAAAGCCAUGGCUUUAUUUCUUAUUAGGUGUUUUAAAGAAGGAAAUAAUGUGGUUGGAAUUGAAGAAGCUCUUCGUAUUCUACGUCUCGUUUGGACUCCUAAUGAUGAAGUUAAGGCCUUUGUGAACGAAAACAGUGAUUUUGUUGAUUCUUUGGCUUGGAUUUUAAGCUGUAGCAGUGAAAAAGAUAUGAGAUUUGAGGUCAUUUCUGUGCUUAAAAUGGCGAUUGAAGUUGCGAAUUCGAGUCGAAUGGAGCGGUUAAGGCUUGAAAUGUUCAUGAACAUAACGAAAAAAGUGUUGGGUGACAGAAGUGUUUCACAUCAAACAAUUAAAUCAGCUCUCCAUGUGCUGAUUGAAGCCUGUCCUUGGGGAAGAAACAGGAUGAAGAUAAUUGAUUCGGGGGCGGUUUUUGAGUUGAUUGAACUCGAGUUAACGAAACCAGAAAGGCACACAACCGAGAUGAUCAUCAACCUUUUGGCGCACUUGUGCUCUUGCGCCGAUGGGAGAGCGAAGCUCCUCCAGCACGCCUGCGGCAUAGCAAUGGUGUCGAAAAAGAUUCUUAGGGUUUCGGAGGCAACCGAUGACCGAGCGAUUCACAUUCUUUCUUUGAUUGCUAAGUUUUCAGCAACGAAUGAAGUGAUUAUAGAGAUGUUAAGGGUUGGGGCUGUGACGAAGCUUUGCAUGGUAAUGCAAGCAGAUUGUGCUCCUUACUUGAAGGAAAAGGCUACAAGUAUACUAAGGUUGCACUCUAAAGUGUGGAAUGAUUCGCCUUGUAUUGCUGUGUAUUUGCUAUCUAGGCAUCCUCGGUAUUAAUAUAAUUUAACAUUAAUUUACUAUAAUUUUUGGACCUGAUUGUACAGUUCUUAUUGUAAAUUUUUCAAUUAAUGAUAGAUUAUAUAUAUAUUCUAGAGGUUCUAUAAUUUUUUCAAGUAGAAAUUAAUCAAAGGCUUGUUUAAAUUUUGAAUGUUAUGUUUCAAAUUAAUGGAGAAAGCAUAA
Molecule: messenger RNA, 1607 nt
Organism: Cannabis sativa
Lineage: Eukaryota; Viridiplantae; Streptophyta; Magnoliopsida; Rosales; Cannabaceae
Product: E3 ubiquitin-protein ligase PUB24
Exons: 1
Coding region: 168-1424 (418 amino acids)
Biological process (GO): protein ubiquitination
Molecular function (GO): ubiquitin protein ligase activity
Source: RefSeq, a predicted model, not a curated record